AUGCUAACAAGCCUCAAUAAAACGACAGCACUGGUUUCAGUGCUUCUCCUGCUUACUGCCUUUAUUACUGAAACUCACUCUAGUGGAUCAUGUCGAAAUCCCGAUGGAGCACCUAUAUGUUGCACUGGAAGAACUAAUUGCGAAGGCUUAUCUCGUGUUACUCAUGUUUAUUAUACUUACACAAAUCGUGGAUACAAAUUAAAAAACCCUAGAAAACCGCUUAUUCAAAAAGCAAAGUGCUUCUGUGACGAAUACUGCGUUCGAACUAAUGACUGCUGUCCUGAUUACCGAGAAGUGUGCUCAAAGCCGAGUAGGUUUAUAUUCUUAACAGCUAACCGCAUCGACUUGUUAGAAAUAAAUUGUGAAGUGAGUGGCUGGAGCCGUUGGUCCUCAUGUAGCAGAUUAUGCGGAAAGGGGAAUCAGACAAGAACUAGGAUUGUUGUUAAAGAAUCCCAAAAUGGUGGUGAACAAUGUCCAAUCCUGAUGGAAUCUAGGGCUUGCACGGGGUACAUGUGCAACAGAAGAAGGGUUGGAAGGUCUGACUACAAUGCCUACCGUAAUAUGGAGCUUUCUUCAGAGGUUGCAAAUUUGUUGCCUGUCGAUGGCGAUAUGGAGGAAAAGAUUAAACAGUUUGAUAUGAGGUGGGAUAUUCGUCGAAAACUCUACUACGGACGUCUAAUUCAACAGAAUAAGACUGAUAUUCCAGACCCAGAGCCAUAUUGUGUUCAUUACGAAAUAAUAAAAUCAAAUGAGGCAUGCAAAGCCAUCAGUACACCUCCAGAACACCGGCAAAGUAGAUUAUGGGGCAAACUUGGAAGUUUCUUCGAUCGCAACUAUGAUACCGAUCAUCCUUGGUUGUCAACUGUGCUUCUGCGACCUGGUCAACAAAUUUGUGCCACCUGUUAUCCCAAAUACAUGCGUCCAGAAUUAGGCAACCAUUGUCCAGGGACUGGUUAUCCCGGAAUGACAUCCCGCUGGAGGGCCUUGAAUACUUUUGACUGUCAAGGAAUCUUCCGCAUGAUUAGCGUACCUCAGCGGGCCUGCACAUGUAGACGACAACCCAACUCCUUCAUUCUCACUUGA
This is a messenger RNA of Rodentolepis nana, 1083 nucleotides long. NCBI's taxonomy places the organism in Eukaryota, Metazoa, Platyhelminthes, Cestoda, Cyclophyllidea, Hymenolepididae. The record is from the annotation of a GenBank genome assembly.